GCCGACGGACGCACAGCGAAGUCGCACGUCGGGCCGGUGUGGCCGCUGCGCCCCGCGGCCGGCCGGGCCGGGUGGCUCCGGAGCGCCGCGGAGCCGAGAGGAGGGAGGCGGCCGGGGAGACAUCCCGGUCUGUGGCCGGGAGGCCGGCGCGGGGGACCGGGAGAGGGGCAGCGGGAGCGGGCCUGCCGGGCCAGGCGGACGGCGAGGCUCGGGACUCCCCUUGCACCGACUGGGGCGCUCUCUCGUGUGGCUGUCAGCGGACACUCCUCUUCUGGAGCCUUCCACAGUGGCACUCAUGGUUUCUCAUGGUGUCGCUUCUCGGCUCUUUAUGCUGACACCGCGCUUUUCAAGUACCAGCAGGAACCAAGGACUUUUGCUCGUAUGAAAUACGGGACACUCGGAAGAGCGCAUCUUCCGACGCAUUCCAUUUUCAUUUUAAAUGUACUACCGACCGCUCAAAAGUUCAUUAUCUCCACCGGCACCCUCAGGACAAGGUCUUAAAAACAUUCCGCCGAAAGACCUGAUUGUUACUCAGUGUUCUCCAGCCAUUAGGAAGAACCACUUCAGCCCUCAGGGAAUUGCAUAUAAAUAGAUAUUAGGGCUUCUUGCUGUUUUUAGGCUGGGAGUACUUGGAUGGAUCCAUCUUGUUCAUAGUUCCGAACUUCUCUGCAACUCCAGAGCACGGUGGUACAAGCAAACGCUCCGUGUUGGCUUUGCUCCAAAGCAACCCGCCCCAAAUGGGGUAUUCUUCUGUAUACCAUGCUCCCAAACCGGUGCCCCCGUUUUCACCAAAUUGCACCUUUGUUUUUCUUCCCACGUUUAUGAGGCACAUACUGUGUCAAACUGCAGGAGGUGGGAUUAUAAAGACUUUAAUCGUGUAUGAAUAUUUCCACAAUGGGUGACAGGAUCCAUUUCUGAACAUAAAGUUACUUGGCUACUUUCCCCAUUGACCCUGAACUAGACAGUGUCCCUCUCUUAGGACUAUUUGAGAAGUUUUUGUUGUUUGUUCUGCAGAGCAACAUUUUAAAAAUCUUUUUAAAGAUUUACUUAUUUGUUUUUAAUUUUUAAAAGAUUUUUAAAAGUAAUCUCUACACCCAGCGUGGGGCUGGAUCUCCCAACCCCAAGAUCAAGUUGUGUGCUGUACCAACUGAGCCAGCCAGUCAUCCCUCUGCUGAGCAACAUUUUAGAGGAAUGAUGUUCAACUUAGCAAGUAGAUGUCAGCGAUCUAUACAUACCGAAACUUUUCAGGUUAACUACCACUGUGUCCUUUCAUUACUCUUUUUGAAGUCCCUACUCCAUAAACACAAGUUCCAGUAUUUCUCAGACUGUUAUCACUCAGCUGCUUCCCUAACAAUGAAGCUGCUUAUAAGACUCAUUGGUGCUCAAAGGAGGCAAGAGGAGAAAACUUGCUCCCUGAGAUCUGCAUGGGCAGGCAAGGGGUUGUCACAAAGAGGGACUUACAACACCAACUCAAAGUGGGUUUCCUUGUGGACCUUUGACAUGUGAGACAUUUUAAAGGCUCACUAGAUAUUUUCAGAGUGCCACUCACUCUCAUGAUUUCUGAUGAUUCAGAAAGAUGGUGCACCUGGGGGGCAAAGUUUAUGGAAGAUUUUUUUUCUAGUCUUGUUUUGUAUCUUGUCCUGACCAGACUGGCUUAGGAAGGGUUAUUAGUAUUUCAUCAGUUUUGGGAAAACAUGGAUGUAUAUACCUAAUACCAUGUGUGGUUCAUUGUUUUCGGUUGGAAUGGAGGCAUGGCAACGUGGACUUCCAGCAGUUUAUAGGCCUGGCGCAAGCGCUGGUUUGUCCUCCGGCGGGGCCGCAUGAGCGGCAACCCUGACGUCCUGGAGUACUACAGGAGCAAGCACUCGAGCAAGCCCAUCCGUGUGAUCGACCUGAGCGAGUGCGCCGUGUGGAAGCACGUGGGCCCUGGCUUCGUGCGGAAGGAAUUUCAGAAUAAUUUCGUGUUCAUUGUCAAGACGGCUUCUCGUACAUUUUAUCUGGUGGCCGAGACCGAGGUGGAAAUGCUGGCGUGGGUGUACAGCAUCAGCCAGGUCUGCAACCUGGGCCAGCUGGAGGACAGCGCAGCAGAUUCCAUGGAGAGCUUCUCUCACAUGCCCUCCUCCCUCCAGCCAUCUCCUGCCAGCUCCCUUCCCACUGCCCAUGCUGUCAGCUCCCCCUUGCCGAGAGAUGACCUAAGUACCAAUUCCGUAGCCACUGAGGAAAGCAGAAGUGAGUCAGAGUCUCUCUCCCUUCCUGAUUAUCUGAUUCUGUCCAACUGUGAGACUGGAAGACCGCGGCAUGCCAGUCUGCCCACCAGAUGUGAGAGCUGGUCAAACUCAGACCGCUCAUUGGAACAGACUUCAUUUGAUGACGUUUUUGUUGACUGCCUGCAGCCCAUGCCCCCCAGUAACUUGGCUCACCCCUCACGCCAUGGGAGUGGCUCUCAGAAGGCUCCUUCCCUGAGGCCUCAGGCUGCCCUGAUAUGGAGUAGAGAUAUCAAUGGACCAACCAGGGAUCACUAUUCUUCACCAUUGCCGGAAACUUCCUUAAAUUCCACCAUUCAGGUAGAUAAAAACCAAGGUUCCUUGCCCUAUGAGGCAAAAGAACUAGACAUUGUGUCCAACAUGCCACCUCCUCGCCCCCCUAAGCCAAGCCAUCUCUCUGAACGGUGCCAAGAGAAGCAGCUCCCGUGGAGCGGGCACGGCAGCAUCAAGAAGCCAGAGUGCACUAUGAUGCCAAGAAGAAUCUCUCUCUCUGGUUUAGAUAACAUGAGAACCUGGAAAGCUGCUGUAGAAGGCCAAUCCUUAAGACACCGAGACAAGCGGCUUAGUUUAAAUUUGCCGUGCAGGUUCUCCCCAGUGUACCCCACGGCUUCAGCCGGGGCCGAAGAUGGCUAUGUGCCCAUGGGCCCCCAGGCAGCCAUCUCUGGUCUUAGAACCUACCGCAGCCAUGAUGACUACAUCCCAAUGAGCCCAGGAAGUGUCUCCAGCCCACUGCCUGAGCUGCCUGCAGACCUGGAGCCUCCCCCAGUGAACAGAGACCUCAAGCCUCAGAGAAAACCACGGCCACCUCCCCUGGACCUGAGAAACCUCUCCACCAUCCGGGAACAUGCAUCUCUAACCAGGACCUGCACUGUACCUUGCAAUCGAACCAGAUUUCUCUCUCCAGAAAGAAACGGUAUUAAUUCUGCAAGAUUUUUUGCCAAUUCUGUUUCCAGAGAAGAGGAAGAAAGCUACAUCCAAAUGAAUCAAAGAACAGCCAACUCCCUAAGCAGCGGUGCUCUGACAUGGACAAAGAAAUUCAGCCUGGAUUAUUUAGCUCUGGACUUCAAUUCAGCAUCACCAGCCCCUAUACAGCAGAAACUUCUCCUUUCAGAAGAGCAAAGGGUCGACUAUGUGCAGGUGGAUGAGCAGAAGACCCAAGCCCUCCAGAGCACAAGGCAGGAGUGGACGGAUGAGAGGCAAUCGAAAGUGUGAGACACGUGCUUGGGCGGUGUACGGGGCAGGGAAGCUUGGGGCUCGCUCUGAGUUUUGUUUGCCAGAAUUGCACCGAUGGUCAAUGCAGGUCCAGAUCCAGAGAGAAUCUGUAAUUUCUGUGGGCUUGGCAAGAACCUUUGGGAGAGAGGAUAUAUUUGUACACACUGAAUGGGGAGGAGAAGGAAGUCGUCUCCCAGCCUCCACCCUCACCUUCACCCUCACCCGUCUUGGUGGUGACCUUCCCCAGCCAUGCUUGCCCAGAGCCUCCGGGAUGCUUGGAGUUGGCUCCACAGACAUAAGAGCCAGCAAUGGAGGAUUCCACAGCCCUGGACUGUAAUGUAGAAAACUCCAUUCACUCAGGCAGUGUAGGAACAAUAAAAACAAGACUUGGGAGAAUAUUUUCCCUGGGGUUUGGUUAAGAAUCCCUCCAGCAGGGUAUUUGGAGUGUAGAUGAGAACCAGUAUUGCUACACCAGACAGAAUCAUUUGACUCUAAUGCUUGAAAAUUCUGACCUCUCUUCUGUGCUUCCUGGAUCACAAAUUAUACUGCCAGAGAGGGUCCUGGAGACCAUUUUGUCCCAGCCCCUGAAGACACGGUUGAGGGGAUCAAACCUGAGAUGGUGGCAGAAUCUGCAUUCCUUACUCGAAGACUCACAACAGACAAAUCAUUUCUACCCCCAGAGAAAGACAAUUCAAGUGACAGGGGCAAUCAGUCCUGGGCUCUGUUAUGAGCACAAAAGAUGACACUGGCUGGGUGGGUCUUCCAUUCCUGCUGGCCUUUCUCAGCAUGUUUUCACAUGCAUCAUCUCAUCUCUUUCCUAAAAAACCUCAGAAAUGAGGCUUGGCAGAGAUCGUUGCUCCCACUUGAAAGAAAACUGAGAACUAGAAGAAGGAACACUGCCUAAGGUCACUUACAGAGCCAGGACCCAGAGCGAGGCCUAGAAUAGAGUUGGCCAGGCUGCCCAUCACCGGCUCAUUCCACCAUCUUACACUGCCUUUGAGGGUUUUGAUGAAAUCUAUCACUUUGGUCAACCUUGGAGACAUGAGGAACACGCGCAGACCCGAGAUGAGUCAUCAUCUCCUCUCCCUUUCACAGGGUUUUGAGCAGGUGCUUUCUUACUUGAAAGGUAUGCAUGUCAAGCCAGGUUUUCUUCGUGUGGUGUUCAAAUGGGAAACUCUAACAUAAUCAGUAGUUACCAUUAGAAAUACCUCUUGACGAUCACUGUGAAAUCCGUUCUUGGAUCGUGUGGUGCCCUUGCAAUGUGUUUCCUGUGAGCUGGCUAAUGCUGACAGAAGAAUUUUUUGUCACGUUGGGAAGGCACGAAUCGUCCCUAGCUGUCCUAUGCUGGACCCAAGCUUUUGAGUGAUAGAUAGUUAUGACCAGAAAACAAAAACAACACAACAAAACAAAAAACAAUGAGUUCCAUUCUCAAAUUUCCUGGUGAGUUUUUCCCUUCUGCUUUAGUGAUAACUAAGUCCUGAGCAAACAGUCCCACUUUGUCGUGAGGCCAUCAUGUCACCCCUUCUGUGAUGGGGCCCAGGGGACCCAGAUGAAAGUCCCAGUUGGGCACAGGGUUUUAUUGAAUGGCCCUUCUUGAUUCUUCUGAGCACCUGCAGCCAGAAGACAAAUCUGAACAACUGGGAAUUAAGCAGAUAUUGGUUUGUCAUUCUGACUGGCUUUGUGUCUUAUAGGAGGAUGGAUUGACUAGGCAGGCAGGUGGAUGACAGGGCCAGUUGGGGCGAUCAUAGGCAUUGCUGUAGGGUUUUCAGGUUUCAGGCUGCUCCAAAGGUAAGUAAAUGUCAGUCUUGGCUUUUCAGACUAUUAAAGACGUACUUGUGAUGUUCAAAGCAGCAGGACCUGGUGACCUCAUUUCCUUUCUGGAGGAAAGUGGGGGGAAAUUGUUGAAUGCUUUAAAUGAUGUAAGAGUCCUUAAUGAGCCUGGAUGGAGAUAUGAGAGUGCUCCCUGAACCCUGCAGCCAGCUCCAUGUCACAACACACAGGCCAGAACCUGUAAGGAGCUGCCUUCUUCCCUAUAUGACUUGCAAAAAGAGUCAUAGAGGCUCAGGCAAGAAUCCAGGGCUGUCAGUUCUGAUAGAUGGUAACUGCCUUGUGGGGGGGGGGCACCUGUGUUCAGAUUCUUGAUUAUCUGACAGAGGCUGGUGCAGAAAAAUUAUAUCCCCGAGUGCCAAGAACCACACCAGACUGAAGAUAGAUCAGAAAAGAAAAUACAGCUGAAAUUAUGUCAGUAGUGAAAUGGCAUCCAACUGACUACACCCGAAACCUCUUUCUACAAAAUAUUUCCUGGAAGUAGUGACCGCACGAAGCAACACACACUUGAGUCGUGUGACCUGUUUGGAAGCAUUUAAUUAGGGAUUUUGUUUUUUAAAAAAAAAGAUGACUUCACCCUCCUUUUCAGGGUGUGUGUGAUUAUGUCCCGCUUUGAUAAGACUGCUAAUGGAUGGUUACCCAAAAGCAUAAGGAUUGAGGGAUACAAAGUACAGGUAAUUUUGAGCUGACAGCAACGUAUGCUCCUGAGAAAGGCGCCAUAAGUCAGAAUGAUGCCGGCCAAAUAUUGCUUUCCUGAGGAGAUGACACAUAUGUAACGGGGCUAUGAAUCUGACCAGGGCUGAGGUUUGCAGUUUUUUUCAAAAUGGAAAUGAUCCCAGAUAGCAUUGUGACUCACGUGCACACGGCAUGUGCGUGCGCUGCGCCAGGUACGCCUUCCCAGAAGCUAGCAGGACAACGCAGCCAUUGAUCCCACAUUGUUUUCUGUAGUUCCGUUUUACUUUAUUUUCUUCCAUCUCAUUUCAUUAGGAAAUUCCUCCAGAUCAGGGGUUGUGCAGUGCAGAAGGGUUUCAAGCCUGCAAGUCCCUAAGGCCACAAGCCCAGGAACCUUGGGAGUUAAGUUUUCCUGGGGAGGGAGGAUCUCAAAGGCACAGAAUCAUCCUGUGGAAGUCCAUGUCCAGGCCACUUCACUGGAGCAAGUCUAGGCUGAACUAUGGCCUUUAGAUCUGAGUCAAGACAGAAGGCUCCCCUCAGGCCUGACUUUCUCCUCUCAAGGCCUUCUCGGUCCCUGUUAAUACCACCCUUGUACCCAUAAUUGAUGUUAAAAAAUUCAUUAUGUUUUUUACUGUUUCAUUUCUGGCAUUAAUAAAAGUCUUAUAAGGGGGAA
Ailuropoda melanoleuca (giant panda) is the source of this 6648-nucleotide messenger RNA. It is a transcript of the gene GAB3, whose product is annotated as GRB2 associated binding protein 3. The transcript is spliced from 10 exons. Lineage: Eukaryota; Metazoa; Chordata; Mammalia; Carnivora; Ursidae. Gene Ontology annotation, cellular component: cytoplasm. The record is from RefSeq and is a predicted model, not a curated record. Gene Ontology annotation, biological process: signal transduction. Gene Ontology annotation, molecular function: signaling adaptor activity. The coding region runs from base 1821 to 3476 and encodes 551 amino acids.